This is a messenger RNA of Eublepharis macularius, 813 nucleotides long. Its product is annotated as zinc finger and SCAN domain-containing protein 29-like. The record is from RefSeq and is a predicted model, not a curated record. The coding region runs from base 1 to 813 and encodes 270 amino acids. Lineage: Eukaryota; Metazoa; Chordata; Lepidosauria; Squamata; Eublepharidae. The transcript has 4 exons.
AUGACUGAGCUCCGGCCACAGGUUUCAAGAGGGGUGGCAUGGAGGGAGAGGGAAAUCCUGGACCUUCUCUCGUUCUGGGGAGAGGAGAAAAUACAGGAUGCACUGAAGAAAAGUCAUAGAAAUAUAGACUACUUUGAGUGCAUCGCCGUUCAGAUGGCCUCCCGGGGACAUAAGAGGUCGGCGACAGAAUGCAGAUCCAAGACGAAAACAAUGAGACUAGAAUAUAAGAAGGUGGUGGCACAUAACGGUAUCUCAGGAAAUGCUCCCAUAACCUGCCCAUAUUACAGGGAGCUGAACAGCAUUCUGCGGGGGGAUGCAAGCGUCAAACCGAAGCAUGUUGCAAGGAGCCUCUGUGUCGAGUCUGCGGCACAGCAUGUUCUCCCCGCAGUGCCCUGCUAUGACGGGUCAGAGGAGCUUUUCUCGCACGAUCUGAUAACCAUUGAUCGUGAGCAGAUUAGAAGUUCCACCCCCUCCCCCAGAGAUGGCGGUGUGGGGUUGGCACAGGGGGCACCAGAGAAUGACCUAGAUGUCACAGUGGAUGGCCUCGCUGACUGUGAGGCGGAGGAACCGUGUCCUGAUGCUCAGGAGGAACCGCAGAGUGAAGGCGACUCAAGCUCAUUGCAGCAGGGUGGCGGAAAGGAUUCCACAUCAACAUCCAUGGCUGAGGCUUCCCCGGGGUCACGCCUUGAACGUAUAAAGAGCAGAAGACGGAGAAAUGCGGGAUUGUUUGCAGUCGCUGAUAAGAUGAUCAGUCAGGGGAGGAGCAUAAGGCCCAAAUUGCUGAAUGGCGCAUUGAUAGGGAGGAAAGCGUAA